AUGGAAAAAUAUGGAUCAAGAAAUACAUAAAAAGAGACUACGAGAGGUAAAAUCUGCUGUGAGGACACUCUAAAGUGCUCCUUACUAACCGAAUCCCGUCAUUAGGAAUUACAAAAAAGAAUCAAUGCUAGAAACGUGACUAAAUGGGAGGAAGAUUUCAAACACAAAGAGAAGAUUAUGAAGAAUAUGUGCGAAUAUCCAUUUAUUCUUGAAGGGGAUUUGAGCAAGAAUAAUAUUUCUAACCCCCUAGAUUACAAUAGUGAUGGACAAUCAAAAGAAAAUCCCUUUUCAUUACCGAGAAUAGGUGCUAGCGCAGGUGGAGCUAGAAAUAACAAUAAAAGUUUUUCAACUGGAGGAGGAGUAAAUGACAGUUUGUUAGCUGGAAGAGGAGGAAAGCCUGUGAUUAGACAAGCAGAAACUCUAGAUGAAAACAGAAUUGUACUUUAUAAAAAAGGAAAGCAGUUGGGAAGUGGCUACUACAUUGUAGAAAUAUCAUCCAAUAACUCCUUCCUUUUCAUUGCUGCAUAUGAUGUUGAAAGUCCUGAGUCACUUUUAAUUGAGUUACCAGAGAAAAAAGCUUAAGAAAUUCUUCAGGAGUUCUAGAAUGAUUAUGAACAUAUGGCAGGGUCUCUACAAGUCAUUAAUAAAAGAUUGGUUCUGUUGAAUCCAAAAUUCGUAAAUUAGAAAUAAAGACUGGCAAGUGCUCCAGUAGGUGCAGUGAGAGCAAAGGGGUUGAAUAACUCAACUGGCCCCUCUCAAGGUGUGAUUGGUGAAGAGAGAAGAGGCGAUGAUAAUAACUAUGGCAGCAACUCUAAAGAUAAUAUUGGAGAUUCAAUGAACAUCUCAACUGGUGGUCAAUUUAAGCAAAGACCAGAGACCUAAGGCAAAUAAUAGAAAGAAUUGUGA
Messenger RNA from Stylonychia lemnae, 906 nucleotides. The record is from the annotation of a GenBank genome assembly. NCBI's taxonomy places the organism in Eukaryota, Ciliophora, Spirotrichea, Sporadotrichida, Oxytrichidae.